CGUGUGCUGACAGCAGAGGGAACGAAGGGUCCAGCGUGUGAGCGGAGCCGGCUCUUCAAACAGCCAUGGCUGAAGGGACUGAAGGGGAAGAUGAAAUUCAAUUCCUCCGAACUGAUGAUGAAGUUGUACUUCAGUCUACUGCCACCAUCCAAAAGGAACAACGUAAAUUUUGCCUUUCAGCUGAGGGAUUUGGUAGUCGUUUGUGCUUUCUUGAGCCCACUUCAGAAGCUAAGUAUGUCCCUCCUGAUCUCUCCAUCUGUGUUUUUGUGCUGGAGCAGUCACUGUCAGUCAGAGCUUUGCAGGAGAUGUUGACCAGUACAACUGAAAAGAGCAAUGACGGUGGCUCUGUCAAAAGAAGUUGCAUCAGUGCCAAGAAGACAAAUUCUCUGAGGAGGUUUAUGAAGAAGGCAGCUCAGGGAGGUGGCCACAGAACCCUUCUUUAUGGUCAUGCCAUUCUUCUCCGGCAUGCAUACAGUGGAAUGUAUUUGACUUGCUUGACUACAUCAAGAUCUUCAACGGACAAACUUGCUUUUGACGUUGGGCUGCAAGAAGAUUCAACAGGUGAGGCAUGUUGGUGGACUAUACACCCUGCCUCCAAACAAAGAUCUGAAGGAGAGAAGGUACGAAUUGGUGAUGACCUUAUCUUGGUCAGUGUUUCAUCAGAGCGCUAUCUGCACCUUUCUAUUUCCAAUGGCAGUAUACAGGCAGAUGCAUCCUUCAUCCAGACACUAUGGAAUGUACACCCCAUAAGCUCAGGAAGUGGUGUUGCAGAAGGUUUUCUAAUUGGUGGACAUGUUCUGCGCCUUUUUCAUGGUCACGAUGAGUGUCUGACUAUCCCUUUUACAGACCAGAAAGAUGAGGGGGACUAUGUAACAGUUAACUAUGAAAGUGGAGAAGCAGGGACCUAUGCUAGGUCACUAUGGCGUGUGGAACCUCUUCGGAUAAGUUGGAGUGGCAGUCAUAUUAAGUGGGGCCAGUCUUUCCGCCUACGACACCUCACAUCAGGUCUGUACCUGGCGUUAGUUGAAGAUCAGGGUCUAGUGCUGCUGGAUCAAACUAAAUCAGACAUUAAAGCAACAUCAUUCUGUUUAAGAACAUCUAAGGAAAAAUUAGAUUCUCACCCGAAGCGAGACACGGAAGGAAUGGGCGUCCCUGAAAUUAAGUAUGGUGAUUCGAUUUGUAUUAUUCAACACGUUGCUAGUGGCCUUUGGCUGACUUAUAGGGCUCCAGAAGCCAAAUCAGCCCGUUUGGGACCUUUGAAACGGAAGGCCAUAUUACAUCAAGAAGGACACAUGGAUGAUGGCAUCAUUUUGCAACGUUGUCAAAGUGAGGAAUCUCGGGCAGCUCGUAUUAUACGCCAAACGACCAACUUAUUUAAUCAGUUUAUCAGGGGUCUUGAUUGUCUUGGUAAAAGUACAGCAGUCAAAUUGCCUAUUCAAGAAGUUAUGGAAGCUUUGGUGGACCUGAUCACUUACUUCCAUCCUCCAGAGGAAGAUUUGAGACAUGAAGAUAAGCAAUACAAGCUACGCUCUCUUAGGAACAGGCAGAACUUAUUCAAAGAAGAGGCAAUGCUGAGAUUGGUCCUGAAUUGCAUUGACCGGCUAAAUAUCUACCACAGUGCGGCACACUUUGCAGAAUUCACUGGUGAAGAAGCUGGAGCAGCAUGGAAAGAUAUCCUGAAUUUGCUUUAUGAGCUGCUGGCUGCAUUAAUACGGGGAAACCGUAGCAAUUGUGCCAAGUUUUCGAAAAACUUGGACUGGUUGGUCAGUAAAUUAGACAGACUGGAAUCUUCUUCAGGUAUCCUGGAGGUAUUGCAUUGUAUCUUGAUUGAAAGUCCCGAGGCGCUCAAUGUGAUCAAAGAAGGGCACAUCAAAUCUAUCAUUUCAUUACUCGAUAAACAUGGACGAAACCACAAGGUAUUGAACCUGCUGUCAUCCCUUUGUGUAUGCAAUGGUGUUGCUAUACGAGCUAAUCAAAACCUGAUCUGUGACAAUCUACUACCUCGUCGUGAUUUACUUCUGCAAACCCGUUUAGUUAACAAUGUAACAAGCAUAAGACCGAACAUUUUCUUGGGAACCAGUGAAGGAUCAGCUCAGUACAAGAAAUGGUAUUAUGAGCUGGUUGUUGAUCAGGUCAAUCACUUUUUGACUGCUGAUCCUAUUCACUUGCGUGUUGGAUGGGCAUCUGCAAAGGGCUAUGCUCCCUACCCAGGAGGUGGGGAAGGAUGGGGAGGCAAUGGAGUGGGAGAUGAUCUGUAUUCCUAUGGAUUUGAUGGACUUCAUUUGUGGUCAGGUCGAGUGGCCAGAGCUGUAACAUCAGCGAAUCAGCAUAUACUGAAUUCUGAUGAUGUAGUUAGCUGUUGCCUGGAUUUGGGUGUUCCUAGUAUAUCUUUCCGCAUUAAUGGACAACCAGUGCAAGGGAUGUUUGAGAGCUUCAACACUGAUGGCCUAUUCUUCCCCGUGGUCAGUUUUUCUGCAGGAGCCAAAGUACGAUUUUUGAUUGGUGGUCACCAUGGAGAUUUUAGGUUCUUGCCUCCCCCAGGAUAUGCACCUUGCUAUGAAGCAUUACUGCCAAAGGAGAAGUUGAGAUUGGAGCCAAUCAAAGAAUACAAGAGAGAUUAUAAUGGUGUUCGAGAUCUCCUUGGGACAACAAUCUAUCUUUCCCAGGCCUCCUUCAUCCCCAAGCCUGUAGAUACCAGCCAGAUUGUUUUACCUUCACAUCUUGAGAAAGUACAGAGUAAACUGGCUGAAAAUAUUCAUGAACUUUGGGCAAUGAACAAAAUUGAGCUUGGCUGGACAUAUGGGAAGGUACGAGAUGACAACAAGAGACAGCACCCUUGUCUGGUGAAUUUCGACAAACUACCAGAACAAGAGAGAAAUUACAAUUUACAAAUGUCCCUUGAAACUUUAAAGACCUUACUGGCUUUUGGCUGUCAUGUGGUUCACAUUAAGCCAAAAGCUGAAGAAGAUUUACAAAGAUUGAAACUUCCCAAAAACUACAUGAUGUCAAAUGGCUAUAAGCCCGCUCCGCUGGACCUUUCGGAUAUCAAGCUGCUCACUGCUCAAGAUGUUCUGGUUGAUAAAUUGGCAGAAAAUGCACACAACGUCUGGGCAAAAGACAGAAUCAAACAAGGAUGGACCUAUGGCAUCCAACAGGAUAUCAAGAAUAAAAGGAACCCUCGAUUGGUGCCAUAUAGCCUCCUUGAUGAACGAACCAAAAAGUCAAACAGAGAUAGUUUACGUGAAGCAAUUCGCACUUUAGUUGGCUAUGGUUACAAUAUUGAACCAUCUGACCAGGAAACUGCUGGUGAAACUGUGGAAAAAGUUAGCAUCGACAAGAUUCGUUUCUUCCGAGUUGAGGAGACCUAUGCAGUCAAGAGUGGAAAGUGGUACUUUGAGUUUGAGGCAGUGACAGCAGGAGAAAUGCGUGUUGGCUGGGCAAGGCCAUCAUGUAGACCUGACCUAGAACUCGGAGCUGACAGUAAUGCCUUUGUAUUUAAUGGCUAUAAGGCUCAGUGUUGGCACCAAGGUGCAGCUUACUUUGGCCGCACCUGGCAGCCUGGUGAUGUAGUUGGCUGCAUGAUUGAUCUGCAUGAUAAAUCAAUGAUAUUUACUCUGAAUGGAGAACUGCUCAUUACUAAUAGUGGCUCAGAACUCGUAUUUACAGAUUUCCAUAUUGAAGAUGGUUUCAUCCCAAUCUGUUGUCUGGGCCUGUCUCAGAUAGGUCGCAUGAAUUUUGGAAAGGAUGCCACCACUUUCAAGUACUAUACAAUGUGUGGUUUACAAGAAGGUUAUGAACCUUUUGCAGUAAACAUGAAUCGUGAUGUAGCCAUGUGGUUCAGUAAGCGAUUACCUCAGUUUGUCCCCAUGCCGAGAGAUCACAACCACAUUGAGGUAACAAGGAUUGAUGGGACUGUUGACAGUCCACCCUGUUUAAAAGUCACUCACAAAACCUUUGGCACUCAAAACUGCAUUACUGAGAUGACAUACUACCGUUUGAGCGUGCCUGUCGAGUUCCACGCAGCAUAUAAACACGAAGGCAUUCCACAAAUAGCUUAUGAUGAUGGACUUCAAAAUGCGGAAACAGUAUCAGGAAAACCUAAACUAAGGAGUGCAAAGCUCAGUCGUGAUUUUCACGGAGGUAGAGAUGGCCAAGAGGUUGUUAGAAAAUCAACAAUGUAUUGUUAUGCAGUGAGAAUAUUUGCAGGACAAGAUCCAUCUCUCGUGUGGAUUGGUUGGGUAACUCCUGAUUACCAUUACUACGGAAAAUCAUUUGAUAUGAAUAAAAAUCGGACAGUCACUGUUACCUUGGGCGAUGAAAAAGGCAGAGUACAUGAAAGUGUCAAGCGAUGUAAUUGUUUCAUGAUUUGGGGAGGAGAUAUUGUCGGCAGCUCAAAGGGAAGAAACAGCAGUGGUACUGACCUUGAAAUUGGAUGUUUCAUUGAUCUAGCAACAGGCCGGUUAACAUUCACAGCAAAUGGAAAGGACCUUAGUACUCACUACCAGAUUGAACCAAGUACAAAGUUAUUCCCAGCUGUUUUCAUGCAGGCGACAAGUUCAAAUAUGUUUCAGUUUGAACUCGGAAAAUCAAAGAACGCCAUGCCUUUGUCUGCUGCUAUAUUUAAAAGCGAAGAAAAAAAUCCUAUUCCACAAUGUCCUCCUCGACUUGAUGUUCAGAUGAUUACUCCUGUUCAGUGGAGUAGAAUGCCUAAUGACUUCCUCAAUGUUGAAACAGCGCGAAUUAGCGAUCACCAUGGCUGGGUAGUGCAGUGCCUUGAACCAUUGCAGAUGAUGGCAUUGCAUAUUCCAGAAGAGAAUAGGUGUAUAGAUAUUUUGGAACUAGCUGAAAAUCAAGAGCUCAUGAAGUUUCAUUACCACACGCUCAAACUGUACUGUGCCCUCUGUGCUGUGGGUAAUAAUCGUGUUGCACAUGCACUUUGCAGUCACGUUGAUCAAUCUCAACUUCUGUUUACAAUUGAGAACAAAUAUCUGCCAGGACUUCUACGUGGUGGAUUCUAUGAUCUCCUCUUGAGUAUGCACCUAGAAUCAGCAAAAGAAGCCAGAUUAAUUAUGAACAAUGAAUUCAUAAUCCCUGUAACUGAUGAAACGAGGAGCAUAACAUUGUUUCCAGAUAAAAGUCGGACCUAUGGACAUCCUGGAGUUGGGCUCAGUACUUGCUUAAGACCCCGAUUAAAUUUCUCAAUGCCAUGUUUCAUCACCACCAGUGAGAAUAAGCAACAAUAUAGUCCAAAGCUACCAUUUGAAAUUCUGAAGGUGAAAGCAAUUGAAAUGCUCACUGAAGCUGUCACAGGUGGUGGACCACACAUUAGAGAUCCAGUUGGGGGCAGUGUUAAGUUUCAACUUGUUCCCAUCCUCAAGUUGGUUAAAACCAUGCUGAUCACUGGCAUGUUUGAUGAUAACGAUGUCCGAAAGAUCCUGGUUCUGAUUGACUCUGAUUUGUUUGGUGAACACCAAGAAAAGACAGUAGAAGAGAACAAAACAGAAAAGGAAGUGGCCACCAGAAACGAAGAAAAGGCUGUAGAGGCAGGUGAAGAAACAACACCAGCAGCUCAGUUGUGUUUAAAGGGAUUACUGGAAAAGAGCUUACCAGAAUCUGUGAAACUUCAGAUGUGUGAACUACUGCACUACUUCUGUGAUUGUGAACUUCGACAUCGAGUUGAGGCUAUUGUUUCUUUCGCAGACAAGUUUGUUGCAAGGCUACAGAGGAACCAAAAGUUUCGCUAUGAUGAACUAAUGCUAGCUUUCAACAUGUCUGCGGCCUUAACUGCCAAGAAGACUAAAGAGUUCCGUUCACCUCCUCAGGAGCAGAUUAACAUGUUGCUGAACUUUAGGAAUGAUGAUGCUUCCACUUGCCCAGAAGAUAUGCGUGAAGAAUUAUGUGACUUCCAUGAUGACCUUCAAACACAUUGCGGCAUUCCAUACGAAGAAGUGGAGGAAGAAGAUAAAGAUGAAUCUCUGAUGGGCAAGUUACUUUACCUAGUGCAUAAAAUCAAAGGAAAGCCAAAGAAAGUCGAAGAAACUCCAAGUGAGGAGGAAGAGAAAGUCCCUACCAAUUUGACACAACUUAUCUCUCAGACUAUAGUGCAUUGGUCUCAAGAAUCAUACCUUCAAGAUCCAGAGCUGAUUAAAACCAUGUUUAGCCUUUUGCGGCGACAAUACGAUGCAAUUGGUGAGCUGCUGCAAGCUAUGCGGAAAGCGUAUACUAUCAGUGCAGCCUCUGUCCAGGAAACAGUCAGUCUGCUGGUUUCCCUUGGGCGCAUUCGAUCUCUCCUCAGCGUGAGAAUGGGGAAGGAGGAAGAAAUGCUUAUGAUACGUGGAUUAGGGGAUAUCAUGAACAACAAAGUGUUCUAUCAACACCCAAAUUUAAUGAGAGUGCUAGGCAUGCAUGAAACAGUCAUGGACGUCAUGGUGAAUGUGCUCGGAGGAAAUAAAUCACAGGAGAUUGCUUUCCCUGAAAUGGUGGCUAGCUGCUGUCGAUUCCUCUGCUACUUCUGUCGUAUUAGCCGCCAGAACCAGAAGGCCAUGUUUGACCAUCUCAGUUACUUGCUGGAAAAUAGCAGCGUUGGACUGGCAUCACCCAGCAUGCGAGGUUCUACUCCUUUGGAUGUGGCAGCUGCCUCCGUUAUGGAUAACAAUGAGCUUGCUCUGGACUUGCAGGAACCUGAUUUGGAUAAGGUUGUGACUUACCUGGCUGGCUGUGGCUUACAAAGUUGUCCCAUGUUAGUGGCUAAGGGUUAUCCUGAUAUUGGUUGGAAUCCUAUUGAAGGGGAACGCUAUCUGCUUUUCUUACGAUUUGCAGUGUUUGUCAAUGGUGAAAGUGUUGAAGAAAAUGCAAGUGUUGUGGUGAAGUUGUUGAUUCGUCGUCCAGAGUGCUUUGGUCCUGCUCUGAGGGGUGAAGGAGGACAUGGUUUGUUAGCUGCAAUGAAAGAGGCGAUUGAAAUCUCAGAAGAUCCAUGCCGUGACCUCCCUCCAGCUGAAGCUAAGGAGGCUGGUAGUCAAGAGGAGGAUGAAGAAGUUGUGCACGUGGGUUAUUCUAUCAUGACCUUCUAUUCUGCUCUGAUUGAUCUUCUUGGCCGAUGUGCUCCAGAAAUGCAUCUAAUCCAAGCAGGUAAAGGUGAAGCUAUUCGAAUCCGAGCAAUACUCCGUUCCCUGGUGCCAACUCAGGAUCUGGUGGGCAUUAUUAGUAUUCCACUGAAAUUGCCAGUUGUUAACCAAGAUGGAACUAUUUCUGAGCCAUCUAUGUCUGCAAGUUUCUGCCCUGACCACAAGGCACCCAUGGUAUUGUUUCUGGAUCGUGUUUAUGGUAUUGAAGACCAAAGUUUCCUGCUUCAUUUGCUGGAAGUUGGAUUUUUACCUGAUUUAAGAGCAUCUGCCUCCCUUGAAUCAGCUGCUUUGAGCACAUCGGAGACAGCUCUCGCCCUUAAUAGAUACAUCUGUUCAGCAGUCCUUCCUCUUCUCACCAGAUGUGCACCUCUAUUUGCUGGAACUGAGCACUUUGCCUCUGUGAUAGACUCCACCCUGCACACAAUUUACAGACUAUCAAAAGGACCUGGCCUUACCAAAGCCCAGAGGGAGUCAAUUGAAGAAUGUUUGUUGUCUAUCUGCCGGCACCUUCAACCUUCGAUGUUGCAACCACUUCUGCGUCGCUUUGUUUUUGAUGUUCCCAUUCUCAAUGAAUACAGUAAAAUGCCUUUGAAGCUUCUAGCCAGUCACUAUGAGCAAUGUUGGAAGUACUAUUGCUUGGCAUCAGGAUGGGGCAGUUAUGGAUGUGCAUCUGAAGAAGAAUUGCAUCUCACUAAAAAGUUGUUCUGGGGAAUUUUUGAUUCACUCUCUACAAAGAAAUACAACCCUGAACUCUUUAAAAUUGCCUUGCCAUGCCUGAGUGCUAUUGGAGGAGCUCUGUCACCUGAUUAUGUGGAUUCCAGCUUUUCUGAUGUGUUGGAAAGACAGAAUUCAGUGGAUGAAGAAGGCAACUUUGACCCAAAACCAAUCAACACUUCUAAUAUAUCAAUUCCAGAGAAGUUGGAGUAUAUUGUCAACAAGUAUGCAGAACAUCUACAUGAGAAGUGGGCUUUUGAAAAGAUACAAAAUGGGUGGACGUAUAGUGAUUCAAUCAAUGAAAAUAUGAAGACUCAUCCAUUACUGAGACCGUACAAAACUUUAACAGAAAGGGAAAAAGAAUUUUAUCGCUGGCCAGCCAAGGAAUCUUUUCGAGUUAUGCUGGCUUUGAAUUGGAACAUUGAAAGAACAAAAGAAAGCGAAGCCAUGAUCCAGCACCUGGAAAGUGAGAAGUUGCGCAAAGUUUCUCAGAAUUCAGGAGGAUACACCCCUGUUCCUGUUGACUUGUCUAAUACUUUGCUGUCCAGAGAGAAUCAGGUAAUGACUGAGCUUAUGGCAGAAAAUUAUUAUAAUGUUUGGGCCAAGAAGAGAAAAGCUGAAUUAGAAAGUAAAGGUGGUGGCAGUCAAACUUCACUUAUGCCUUAUGACACUUUGACUGCCAAGGAGAAAGCUCGAGAUCGUGAUAAGGCUCAUGAACUCUUCAAGUUCCUUCAAGUGAAUGGCUAUGCAGUGUCCAGAGGCCUAAAGGAUAUGGAGUUGGAUUCCUCCUCUUUUGAGAAGCGAUUUGCUUAUAAAUUCUUAGUAAGGGUACUACAAUGUGUCGACUCGGCUCAAGAGUUUAUUGCACAUUUAGAGGCCAUUGUCAGCAGUGGUAAAGUAGAUAAAUCUCCUCAUGAGCAGGAGAUAAAGUUUUUUGCCAAGAUUCUGCUCCCUUCUAUUGAUGAAUAUUUUAAGAAUCACUGUAUGUACUUCUUAUCUUCUCCAACCAAGAGUCUGAGUGGCAGUGGAUAUGCAUCUAACAAGGAAAAGGAAAUGAUAGUAAGUAUUUUCUGCAAACUUGCCGCUCUCGUCAGACAUAGAAUCUCUCUCUUCGGCAGUGACUCUGGUACAAUGGUAAACUGUUUACACAUCCUGGCACGGACAAUGGACCUAAGAACUGUUAUGAAGUCUGGAUCAGAGUUGGUGAAAGCUGGCCUCCGAUCUUUCUUUGAAAAUGCAGCAGAAGAUCUGGAAAAAACACUAGAAAAUCUGAAACUCGGAAAGUUCACGCAUUCGCGAUCUCAACUCAAGGGAGUUACCCAGAACAUCAAUUACACAACCGUCGCUCUGUUACCUGUGCUGACGUCAAUCUUUGACCACAUUAGUCAACAUCAAUUUGGAGUCGAUAUUAUCUUGGAUGAUGUUCAAGUGUCAUGUUAUCGAAUCCUAUGCAGCUUGUAUGCCUUGGGAACUGGGAAGAAUGUCUAUGUUGAAAGACAGCGGCCAGUUCUUGGGGAGUGUCUUGCUACACUUGCAGCAGCCAUGCCUGUAGCUUUUCUGGAACCUUCCAUCAACAUACACAAUGCACAGUCGGUUUUCAAUACAAAAACACCUCGAGAACGAAUCAUUCUAGGCUUACCAGAUACAGUGGAAGAAGUAUGCCCAGAGAUGCCUCAACUAGAGGCGCUAAUAAAGGAUAUCACUGAUAUGGCAGAAUCUGGAGCUAGAUAUACCGAAAUACCUCAUAUUAUUGAAGUUAUUUUGCCCAUGUCAUGUAAUUAUCUGUCGUACUGGUGGGAAAGAGGGCCAGAGAACAAACCCACUGGCAAUUGCUGUACUGUAGUCACUUCUGAACAUCUUAGUGUGACCUUGGGCAACAUCCUGAAAAUUUUGAACAAUAAUCUGGGCAUUGAUGAUGCUUCCUGGAUGAAGAGACUUGCAGUGUAUGCUCAGCCAAUCAUAAGCAAAGCUAAACCUGAAUUGCUGAAAAACCAAUUCAUACCAACCCUGGAGAAACUAAAGAAGAAAGUAAUAAAGGUUGUCUUGGAGGAAGAACAGAUGAAAGCAGAAGUCAAGUCAGAUACCCGAGAAACUGAGUUACUAAUUCUGGAUGAGUUUGCUGUUCUCUGCCGCGAUCUCUAUUCUUUCUAUCCAAUUUUGAUUCGCUACGUGGAUUACAACAGGCCAAAGUGGAUGAAGGAACCAGAUGCAGAUGCUGAUGAACUGUUCCAUAUGGUGGCUGAGAUAUUCAUCUAUUGGUGCAAAUCACAUAAUUUCAAGCGAGAGGAACAAAACUUUGUGGUUCAAAAUGAAAUUAACAACAUGGCUUUCCUGAUUGCAGAUAAUAAGAGCAAGAUGUCCAAGGCUGAAGGGCAAGGCCAGGAAAGGAAAAAAAUAAAACGCAGAGGUGACUACUACUCAAUACGGACGUCCCUGAUUGUGGCUGCUUUUAAAAAACUGCUUCCGAUCGGUUUAAAUAUGUGCACUGCAGGAGACCAAGAAUUAAUCUCAUUGGCCAAACAGAGAUACAGUCUGAAAGACACAGAUGAAGAAGUUAAAGAAUUCCUUGUAAAUAACAAGCAUUUACAGGAUAAGUCUGAUGACCCAGCACUUAAGUGGCAACUUAACCUAUAUAAAGAUAUUACCAAGCCAGAAGAGAGGAUGGAUCCUCAGAAAAUUGUUGAGCGUCUGCAAAAGAUUUCAGCUGCUAUAUUCCAUUUGGAACAGGUGGAGCAACCAUUACGGUCAAAGAAAACAGGGUGGCACAAGUUGUUGUCCAAGCAACGUAAAAGAGCAGUUGUUGCCUGCUUCAGGAUGGCACCACUGUAUAACCUGCCAAGGCAUCGUGCUGUUAACCUCUUCCUUCAGAGUUAUCAGAAAUCAUGGAUAGAGACAGAGGAGUACACAUUUGAGGAGAAACUAAUUGAGGAUUUAGCUAAAUCUCCUAAAAUAUCAGAAGAAGAGGAAGAAGUAUCUGACAAGAAACCAGAUCCACUUCAUCAGCUUAUACUUCACUUCAGCCGCAGUGCCCUCACUGAACGAAGUGCUAUUGAAGAUGACCCUUUGUACCUCGCAUAUGCAGACAUGAUGGCAAAGAGCUGCCAAGUUGCUGAGGAAGAGGAGGAAGACGAAGAAAAAGAAAAAUCCUUUGAAGAAAAGGAAAUGGAGAAACAGAUGACGCUUUAUCAACAGGCAAGGCUUCACCAGCGAGCAGCAGCUGAAAUGGUUUUGCAAGUGAUUAGUGCCAGUAAAGGUGUAUUAGGCAAGAUGGUGACAACAACUUUAAAGCUUGGUAUUGCUAUUCUGAAUGGUGGUAAUGCAGAUGUCCAACGGAUAAUGUUGGACUAUUUGAAGGAGAAGAAAGAAAGUGGUUUUUUCAGAAGUCUGUCUGGAUUAAUGCGCUUUUGCAGCGUCCUUGACUUGAAUGCUUUUGAGAGGCAAAACAAAGCAGAAGGUUUGGGAAUGGUGACUGAAGAUGGAACACUUAUUGUUCGUGAAUAUGGUGACAAAGUAUUACAAAAUGAUGAAUUUACUCGGGAUUUGUUUCGGUUUUUGCAACUGUUAUGUGAGGGACAUAACGAUGAUUUCCAGAAUUAUUUGAGAACUCAAAUAGGAAACACGACAACAGUGAAUAUCAUUAUCAGCACUGUUGACUACCUGCUACGCCUUCAGGAGUCAAUCAGUGAUUUCUAUUGGUAUUACUCAGGAAAAGAUGUCAUGGACGGACAAGGCCAGCGCAAUUUCUCAAAAGCAUUAGCUGUAGCCAAACAAAUCUUCAACUCACUUACUGAGUAUAUUCAGGGCCCUUGCAUUGGUAACCAGCAGAGUCUAGCUCACAGCAGGCUCUGGGAUGCAGUGGUUGGGUUCCUUCAUGUCUUUGCUAAUAUGCAAAUGAAGCUUUCUCAGGAUUCCAGCCAGAUUGAAUUGCUGAAACAAUUGUUGGAUCUCCAGAAGGAUAUGGUGGUGAUGCUGUUGUCACUGCUAGAAGGUAAUGUCGUAAAUGGAACGAUAGGCAAACAAAUGGUGGAUACGCUGGUUGAGUCUUCCAGCAAUGUGGAAAUGAUUCUGAAAUUCUUUGAUAUGUUUCUGAAAUUAAAAGAGAUAACCAAUUCUGAUACUUUCAAAGUCUAUGACCCAGAUGGUAAAGGAAUAAUGUCCAAAAAGGAAUUUCAGAAGGCUUUAGAGAGUCAGAAGAAAUACACACAACCUGAAAUAGAAUUUCUACUGUCUUGUGUUGAAGCCGAUGAAAAUGAUAUGUUUAACUACAUAGAGUUUAUUGAUCGAUUCCAUGAACCAGCCAAGGACAUUGGUUUUAACGUAGUUGUAUUACUGACUAACUUAUCUGAACAUAUGCCGAAUGACAGCCGCCUGGCGACCCUUUUACAACCAGCACAAAGUGUGCUCACAUAUUUUGAACCCUAUUUAGGGCGCAUUGAGAUUAUGGGUGCUGCAAAGCGCAUAGAAAGGGUCUACUUUGAAAUCAGUGAAUCGAGUAGAACGCAAUGGGAGAAACCUCAAGUCAAAGAAUCCAAAAGGCAGUUUAUCUUCGAUGUUGUGAAUGAAGGAGGGGAAUCAGAAAAAAUGGAACUCUUUGUGAAUUUUUGUGAGGACACCAUAUUUGAAAUGCAACUAGCAUCUGAAAUCUCUGAGCCUGAUUCAGCUGAGCGAGCCGAUGAUGAAGAAGAUGAACCUAAGCCAACUGAAGAGGAGAGCGAUGAAGAGGUUCUUGAAUCCUCCAGUGCUUUUGCAGCAGCUUAUCAUGAUUUCAAAACCAGAUUGUUUAAGUUUUUCUGCAUUUUUACAUUUAAAAAUAUCAGAAGGCACUACAAAAAAAUUAAGCGAUUGACAACCAUGGAGUUACUAAUGGCAUUUUUCUUCUUUUUCUGGAUGUUGUUGACUAGCCUUGUGUUCUUUGUUUUUAAUGUAGUCCAAGGACUUUUCCAGAUUGUAUGGAGUGCUAUGUUUGGUGGUGGCUUGGUUGAAGGUGCCAAAAACAUCACUGUUACAGAUCUUUUAGCAAGUAUGCCUGAUCCAACACAACUUGGAAUUCACGGAGAUGUGGCAGAGUCAGAAAGAGCUGAAAUUCCUGAGGCAAGUGUUACUACAGAGCUUGAGACUGUAGUUCAAGGUGAGAAAAAUGAAGCAGACAUGAUGCCAGAUGCAUUUGGUAUAGGUACAAAAAAAGGAGGCAAAACAGCGAGCGAUCUGUAUGGAGGACUUGGUGAUGUCUCAGAAAUCAUAGGAGCAGACAGCUCUCCUAGUAUUGAGAAAGCAUUGCGGCAACAGAAGAAAGCACAGAUUGAACAAAAGAGUAAAGCUGAGAAUAAAGCAGAGGCUGAGAAGGCUGACACAGAGGAUGGUGAGAAGAAGGACAAAGCUAAAGAGGAACAGCCAGCUGAAAGUGAGGGAAAAGAACAAAAGGAAAGGAAGCAACGCCGUGGACAGAAAAAGAAGCAGCCUGAGGCAUUCUUGGCAAAUUUCUGGGAGGGACUGGAAAUUUAUCAAACCAAGAUUCUGAAUUAUUUAGCCAGGAAUUUCUACAACCUGAGAUUGUUGGCUCUAUUUGUGGCAUUUGCUAUCAAUUUCAUUCUGCUCUUCUACAAGGUGACUGAGCCUCCAGAAGAUGAUGAGGAGGGAGAUUUUAGUUUCUGGAAUGAUGAUAAUGUAGAUUACUACGUGUUACAGGAGACUACUGGAUACAUGGCCCCAACACUAACACUCCUUGCCAUUAUUCAUACCAUCAUCUCAAUGCUUUGCAUCAUAGGGUACUACAUAUUGAAGGUUCCCCUUGUGGUCUUCAAACGUGAAAAGGAGAUUGCCCGGAAGCUGGAGUUUGAUGGUCUGUACAUCACCGAGCAGCCGUCUGACGAUGACAUUAAAGGACAAUGGGAUCGUCUCGUCAUCAACACACCAUCCUUCCCUAACAAUUAUUGGGACAAGUUUGUUAAAAGAAAGGUUAUUAACAAAUAUGGCGAUCUUUAUGGGGUUGAACGUAUUGCUGAGCUCUUGGGCGUGGACAGAAGUGCGUUAGAUUUUAGUCCCAUCAAAAAGCCCCCAGAGCAAGAAGCAACACUAAUAUCGUGGUUGAGUUCUAUUGAUAUAAAGUAUCACAUCUGGAAGCUUGGAGUUGUCUUCACUGACAAUUCAUUCUUGUACCUGGCGUGGUACACCUCCAUGUCCAUUUUGGGUCACUUCAACAACUUCUUCUUUGCUGCUCACUUAUUGGAUAUUGCUAUGGGAUUUAAAACACUCCGUACCAUAUUAUCAUCUGUAACUCACAAUGGCAAGCAGCUUGUGCUGACUGUUGGCCUCCUGGCUGUCGUGGUGUACCUGUACACAGUGGUUGCUUUCAAUUUCUUCCGCAAAUUCUACAACAAGAGUGAGGAUGAAGAUGAACCAGACAUGAAAUGCGAUGAUAUGAUGACGUGCUACUUGUUUCAUAUGUAUGUGGGUGUCAGAGCUGGAGGUGGCAUUGGAGAUGAAAUUGAAGAUCCUGCUGGAGAUCCUUUUGAAAUGUAUCGAAUUAUCUUUGACAUCACAUUCUUCUUCUUUGUUAUUGUCAUCCUACUAGCCAUUAUUCAGGGUUUGAUUAUUGAUGCUUUUGGUGAGCUGAGAGACCAACAGGAGCAAGUGCGAGAAGACAUGGAGACCAAAUGCUUUAUUUGUGGAAUCGGCAACGAUUACUUUGACACUAUACCACAUGGUUUUGAGAUACACACUUUACAAGAACACAACCUUGCAAACUACUUGUUCUUCAUGAUGUACCUCAUAAACAAAGAUGAGACUGAACACACUGGUCAGGAAUCUUUUGUGUGGAAGAUGUACCAGGAACGCUGCUGGGACUUUUUCCCUGCUGGAGACUGUUUCCGCAAACAGUAUGAGGAUCAGCUUGGAUAAAUGGAAACAUUUCUUGAAUUUAUUUACUGACUGAUCACAUAAAGGUUUACUUGAAUAUAUGAAUGGAAAAUGAAGUAAGCAGGUACUUAUUGUUGAGGCAAAAUGAGAAUAAAUGUGAAAGGUAUUAAAAAUACAACUGUCUUAAAAUGCAGUGAUAUUCACCAUUAAGCACUGAAAGUGCAACACUUAUCAGAAUUGGAAGUGUUAUAACCAGACUUUAAAUAAACCUUUGCUGUGACUUUGGUUAACUGAACAAACAGACCAACAAGUAUAACAAGGGUUAAAACUGUAAGAAAAUAUGCAGAAAAAAGUGCCUUACCUAUAAGCCAAAGCUAUGCAACAAUGUGAAUGUUCUGUUUUUUAGUUUAUGCUCGUCAGAAAAGCUACCUUAGAAUUUAUUCUCCUGUUCACAAUGUCAAGUCUUAUCGUGUGCUGUAUGACCUUAAGCUUGUUCUCAUUCUGCUUACACAGCAGCAGCUGAGCUGAUAAUUUACAAAGUUGUUACUGGAUAAGACAUGUAAUUCUGUAAUUCUGUAACACUUAAUAUUAUAUGUGCAUUGGCUGUCUGUACACUUUUCCUUAAAACUUCAAUUUCAAAUCAUUUGGCACGAGUGAAUUGGUCAGUGCUGACCGUUUGCAAUGUGAUGCACAGUUGUGAAAUAAAACAAAUUAAAUUCAAUAAUAUAUCCUUUUACAGGAUUACCUCUUUUUAACUGAUUACCAACAGCACUUCUGCUUUCAUUGGUUGGGAUGAAAAUGUUUGGCCCUGAGUGCAGACUCAAGGUUGUUGAAAAUGGAUUAUAUAAAAAAGAUUUUCAAAGUAAACAAAAUUCUUAAAA
This is a messenger RNA of Stegostoma tigrinum, 15574 nucleotides long. RefSeq names its product ryanodine receptor 3 (gene ryr3). Gene Ontology annotation, cellular component: Z disc; smooth endoplasmic reticulum; calcium channel complex. The transcript is spliced from 105 exons. Gene Ontology annotation, molecular function: calcium ion binding; protein binding; ryanodine-sensitive calcium-release channel activity. Bases 66 to 14735 code for a protein of 4889 amino acids. Lineage: Eukaryota; Metazoa; Chordata; Chondrichthyes; Orectolobiformes; Stegostomatidae. Gene Ontology annotation, biological process: calcium ion transmembrane transport; intracellular calcium ion homeostasis. The record is from RefSeq and is a predicted model, not a curated record.